GGGAGGGGAAAGGGAAGGCGGUACAUGGGGGCGUGUUGAGGGGGUCAGUCAGUCGGAAGUGUGGGUAGGAAGCUUUGCAUUCCCACGAUUGUCACCAGAAGCUCCUGAUAUCGGGCGAUCCGAUGGAAGCGAGGGAAGUGGGUACCACUAUGGGGGAGGGACGCGAGAUAGUCGGGGUAGAGAGUUGUAAAAGUGCGGAAGAGGGCCGUGUGGAACCGAUCAUGGUUGUCGMACGUGGGGAUAGUYCCCGUGAUCGUGCAAUAGACCUSGAUCAUAUUGUGGCCUCGCCACRCGACACUAAAGAGAAGGACGUGGAGGCAAAAGACAGGGGUGGCGCAGCGGGUAGAGGGGCGGGGUUGUACCGUGAUAGCGAGGCGGGUAGCGUAGAAGUGACGGAAGGUGUUGGUGGGGAAGGGGUUGUGGGGGAAAGAGACCGAGAUGGUGAUCUGGCGAAAGACGUCGACGAGGAGGGAGUUGACGAUGUUAGACUAACACGUGCAAGAUCAAGUAGGAUCCCGUACGUGUUCAGGACCCUAGACGAGGGAGAAGAAAGACGGCUUCGUGCCGAACGCAGAGCCCGUGCCCUAGCAGCAUCUAGGGCAGCAGCGAACGUCGCAGCUAGAGAACAGGCUGCAGCAGCAGCCAGGGCAGUAGCCAUGUCUGGCGCAGCAGCAGCCGGGGCUGCAUCUUCGUCAAGGACUAAUGGGAACCAGUUCGGAAUGCCACUGAGUUCCACGAGUUUCACGGGCACUUCCAGGUCAACAGGUUCUAGAAAGUCUUCUAGUCAAAUGGCGGGCUCGCAGUACAGCCCGUUGACUUCUCGCGAAAGGGAGAUGAGGGAGCUCCAACAAGUCGAAAGGGUCCGUGCACAAUUAGAGAAGGAACUAAAAGAGGCUACCGAUAGAGAAAAAGAGAUCAAGAACAGAACAACCAGGCUUGAAACGUUAGCGGCUAACAAGGCUGAGUUAGAGGGCAUGGACGACUCCGGAAUGAACAAGCCCAUGAAAGUGUUGAGGAACAACAUGCUGUCACUGCAUGCACACGUGGACAGCAGGUUGGACUUCAUGCAGAGCACUUUGGACCAGAUCCUGGACAUUUUGAGAAGGCUAGGAUUUAGGUCACCAGCACAAUCGUCGUUACCGUUGACGGCGAUGUCAGGCCCCUUUCCAGUUCAAGCUGGCACACUGCCAAGUGGUACGUCUGCAGCAGUCUCACAGACUGUUGCAUCUUCUUCUUCGAGUUCAGCGGUGAUUGCUACAUCACCGCAAGGGACAGCAGCAAGGUCACUGGUAUCCCAAAACCCCAAUGAAACCGCCUCUUGCCUUCUCAGGACCCUGCCUGAGGACGAAGUGGUAACUGCGGCAUCUUACCUAGAGGGUAAGGCAGCCAAGUGGCUAGAUGGUGUAGUUGUGAAGGCCGGGCAGUCCUUGAAUCAAGGUGGAACGGAGACCAUCACGAGAGGGGUGCAACGGCUCCACGUGGACGAAGGCGACGAAGCGGCUUUCGAUGAGCCUCUGGGUUGUGACGACGUAGACGGCGACAACGAUUGCAACUCCGACGAUUUGCCAGAGAUUAGCCCACUUGGGAGGAAGGUGACGAACGGCGGUGUGGGUGCGAAGAGGGGUCCCGCUCCGAAAAAUCGACGAAAUAAGAAAAUGGAUGAUAACACCGGCUGGAGCGAUGGCGAGGGCAGCCGAAACUUCUGGUCGACGAUGGGCAUCACGAGAAAGGGCGUCGACUGCGGGAAGAAAUGGGACAACUUGAUGCAGCAAUUCAAGAAGGUCCACAAGUUUCAGAACCUCUCUGGCGGGAAGGACUACUUCAAGCUUGCUUCAAAGGGCAGGCGAUCGGAGGGCUUCAACUUCCUCAUGGACCAGAGCGUGUACGACGAGAUGGAGGCCAGGACGAAGGGGGAUCAUACGAUCCACCCGAAGAAUUUGGCGGACACGGGGGCGGCCAGGGGGGUUCAGAUGCCGACAGGCGCGGGGGUUGGAGGGGAGACCAUGGCCAGUGAGGGUGGAGGGGAGGCAGCCGACGAGGAGCAGGGGUCGACGAAAGACUCCACAUUCAGCGUAGGGAGCGGCGGCGGUUAUGGGAAGAGGAAGAACAUGCGGCAACAAACUUUUAAGGUCGUCGCCGACGUCAUGGACAAGCAUGGUGCGCUCAUGGCGAGCACAAUGGAGAGCGCGAGCAAGCGGGAAUGCUCAAUGAUGUUACGUUAACCCUGCUACUGGUACCACCAAAUUCGGUGGAAGCCUAUGUCCGGGGAGGGGCCCUGGAUCACGGCUAUACUCAACUACGACGGGGGAGACGAGCUAAGACUGAGGAUCAACGUGGAGGGAGGAAAAAAGGAGGAGAUGCGAACUGAUGGAAAGCUACAGGACGCUAUCACGAAGACGAAAGACCGUGUGGAGAAGCGCUGCAGGAGGGGCGGCGUCACGGUGACAACGAAAAUGCAGGUAACGGUCUCGUAUCAUGAGACCGAGACCUCGAUGGACACGGCGGACUGGGAGCAGGCCCACCUGGAACGGGGCUCAGGUGGGGAGAGUGAGAUGAGCGAGGCGAAGGACCGGGAGACGGACCUCAGGUCCUGGAUCAGACCAGGCGAAAUCCAAAGGCAUCACCGGGCUGCAAAGCCGGUGGAAGAGGGACCUGAGGACAACUCACGACAGCUGACGCCCAGAGGCGGCAGGGCGGGAGAAAAAUAGAGCAAAGGGAAGAAACGGGUGUGAGGCGCGCGCGGGGACAGA
Messenger RNA from Chara braunii, 2750 nucleotides. The record is from the annotation of a GenBank genome assembly. Lineage: Eukaryota; Viridiplantae; Streptophyta; Charophyceae; Charales; Characeae.